GUCUGGAAGGCGUGACAUCAUGCAAAUACAGCUUUAUGAAGUAAGUGCACUGAACCCGAGCAGCUAGAGCAUCGUUGCCCUUUAUACUCAGCGCUCGGCGAACAGUCACUGCGCGUCAAGGCUUUUACGCACGCAUGUGUUUUUACAUCUGACCUGGUUUAAAAGUUUGGGAUUUCUGCACAUUUUUCCACCCAGUGAGUGCGCAUUCUCUGAUUGCAUGUGAACGUCUGAAGCUCCUUGAAGUGAGUAUUUUCCCAACAUUUGAACAUGAGCGACGAAGCGCACUCACAUCUGGGGCUGCAGAAACCUUCAAUGGAUUUCGUCACCGACUUCGACCUAUUGAAGUUCGGAGUGAAGAAGGAGUCGAUGCAGGGGGGGGACCGCUCCUUUAUCGGACCGUGCAGCCAGCUCCAGAGGCCAGACUCUGUCUCAUCCACUCCUGGCAGCACCCCCUGCAAUUCUGUGCCCUCCUCGCCGAACCUGCAUCCAAACGAGCAGAGACACAACCCCGGCGGCGAACACUUCUGGAUACACAGCAACGGGGGUUACCCACAGCAAAUGUACCCGCAACCGUUUGGCCUCACACCCGAGGAUGCCGUGGAGGCCCUCAUCGGAGCCACGGCUCAGCAAGGACACCCGUCAGUGCCCCACAACCAUCAUCUACCGCCUUUCCAAGCCGAAUAUGAGGGAUACGGUCACCUGAGCGAGUCCGUCCAACAGUACCCAGGUUUACCGGGUCACCCCGACAUACCGGGCAUGCCUGGUGCACACUGCCAGGAUCCUUAUCUAAAAGAUGAGCAGGGUAGCGCGUCCCCCGAGUCUCCAGGGGAGCCGCAGGUCUUCGGUGCGCACCAUCACCACCACCACCAUCUUCAGCAGCAACAGCAGCAGCAGCAAAGCCGCCACGACCGGAAGUCCAUGGGCGACCUCCCUUUCUCCGACGACCAGCUAGUGUCCAUGUCAGUCCGGGAGCUGAACCGGCUCCUCAGGGGCCUGAGCAAGGACGAGGUGAUGCGUCUGAAGCAGAAGCGCCGGACCCUGAAAAACCGAGGCUACGCGCAGUCGUGCCGUUACAAGCGCGUCCAGCAGAAGCAUAUCCUGGAGCACGAGAAGACGAGCCUGGUGUCCCAAGUGGAGCAGCUGAAACACGAACUGAACAGACUGGUCCGGGAGAGGGACGCCUACAAACUAAAGUGCGAGAAACUGUCCGGUGCCAACUGCUUCCACGAAACCGGCUCCACUAGUGACAACCCGUCCUCACCCGAGUAUUUAAUGUGAGUGUGUGGAAUUUUUCUGCAUGUGGACUCAACAACUGUCCUCAGGAUGCGUCCACCUAUGAAUACUGUUGCUCUGUGGUAUUUGGGGGCUGCAACUAACACAAAAUAAUUAUCGAUUCAUGUUUUUUAUGAUUCCGAUCAGUUUUCCGAUUAGCCAUUUAUUUGAUAUAAUGCAUAAGUUGUUUGAUCAAGAGCUUUUUGUUUUGUCCAAAAAAAGAAAGAAAGAUAUUUACUGGAAAUAGAGCAAAGAAACUAGCACAUAUUCACAACACUGGAGCUAAAGAAUCAGAAUUUUAUUUUAUAAAAUCACUGAUUAUGAAAUCCCUGUCGAUUGUCUCUCAGUUUAAAUCAAUACAAACCAAUCAAUAAAUGGUUGCAGCCCUAAAGGACACGACUAAUAUAAUUAACAAGGCAACGAGCUAUGAAUUGAGAAUUACUAUAAAGCAUGCAUGCAGGACAUGUAUGAGGACUUUAUAUUCUUUGUAUGUUAUGCGGGCGUUUUUGUCUAAGGCAUUUGUCUAAGAGGUGGUACUUGAAAUCAAAGAAUAUUCCCUUUUGAUGACUACACCAUUUUAUCCUUGAUCCCUCUGCAUCAGUUACUGCUCAGUUUUUAUUUUUAUUUUCUUUUUCUGAUGAUUUAGAUUACUUUCCUUUCCUCCUUUCCGAAGUUCAAUGGGUGGGUUUCUGUUUUGUUUCCUUAGAAAAAGUAAAACGUACUAAAAAAAAAAACAGAUAAAUUUUAUUCAUGAUAUUUUUAAGAGAGGUGAUUCUGCUGGACAGGUUUUUCUUUGUUAUUUCUUUAAGAAUAAUAUGCAACAAUAUAAAAAUGUUUUUCAUUUACUGUGGAUCAAUAAACCUAAGAUGUGACUUUUUAAAA
Molecule: messenger RNA, 2154 nt
Organism: Cynoglossus semilaevis (tongue sole)
Lineage: Eukaryota; Metazoa; Chordata; Actinopteri; Pleuronectiformes; Cynoglossidae
Gene: mafbb
Product: v-maf avian musculoaponeurotic fibrosarcoma oncogene homolog Bb
Exons: 1
Coding region: 268-1278 (336 amino acids)
Biological process (GO): regulation of transcription by RNA polymerase II
Cellular component (GO): nucleus
Molecular function (GO): RNA polymerase II cis-regulatory region sequence-specific DNA binding; DNA-binding transcription factor activity, RNA polymerase II-specific
Source: RefSeq, a predicted model, not a curated record